This is a messenger RNA of Punctularia strigosozonata HHB-11173 SS5, 1860 nucleotides long. RefSeq lists its product as uncharacterized. Gene Ontology annotation, biological process: protein dephosphorylation. The coding region runs from base 1 to 1860 and encodes 619 amino acids. NCBI's taxonomy places the organism in Eukaryota, Fungi, Basidiomycota, Agaricomycetes, Corticiales, Punctulariaceae. Gene Ontology annotation, cellular component: nucleus. The transcript has 8 exons. Gene Ontology annotation, molecular function: protein tyrosine/serine/threonine phosphatase activity. The record is from RefSeq and is a predicted model, not a curated record.
AUGACGAGCGACGAGCAGUGGGAUGACAGCGACGACGUCGAGUAUGCGCACAUGAACGAGGUCGUACCUGGCCUCUGGAUCGGCGACAUCCAAAGCGCGUCGGACGCUGAGGCUCUCAGGUCGAAGAACAUCCACAGCAUCCUCUCCGCGAUGCGGGGGCGGGUCUCUAUCCACCCAACGUUCAUACACCAGCAGAUCGCGGUCGACGACGAAGAAGAAGCCGAUAUCCUCCCGCACCUCGUCCCCGCGAUCUCCUUCAUUCAAGCCGAGCUUGAGAAAGGCCGCGGCGUGCUCGUCCACUGCCAAGCCGGCAUGAGUCGAAGUGCCACAAUCGUCGCCGCCUACCUGAUGUACUCCCAAAACAUCGACGCUACCACCGCGCUUGCCCAGCUGAAGCAGGCGCGGCCCAUCGUCCAACCGAACGACGGAUUUCUGUACCAACUCGAGGUCUUCUACGCCGCCUCGUUCAAGAUCACCCGCAAGGACAAGACGAUGCGGAUGUACUACCUAGAACGCGCCGUAGGCGAGAUGCUCAACGGCGAAGGCCAUGCCUCCACCGACAUGUUCGCCAAGUUCCCCCGCACGCCAGGCGACUCCGGCCCUCCCACGCCGAUCCCACACAAGCGCCGCAUCCGGUGCAAGAUGUGCAGGCAAGAGCUCGCCACGCGCGAACACAUGCUCGACCACGGCCAGCUCGGCCCACCAACGCCCGCCUCCGCCUACGCGCUCUCGCCCGCCGCCUCGCGCCGCCAAUCGGCCACCUCCGACCGCCGGCCGUCUUUCGGCCUCGCGCAGCAACCCCGCCCGCGGCUCGGGUCGAGCUCGUACGCCGACACGCGGCCCCGCCGGCCCUCCCAACUCGGCAGAGAGGGCGGCGGCGGGCUCACGGGCCUCUCCAUGUCGGCGCUCGAAGCGGAGGAGGACGCGGUGGUGGACGACGAGGACGACGAGCCGGGGAGCAGCACCGCCUCGCCCGCCUCGCCCUCCCAGCCUCAACCUUCACCCCAACCGCACCCCUCGUCGCCAGGCUUCCGCUCGCGCCUCGACUCGCGCGGCUCCCUCUCAUCGUCGACCCGCCCCAUCCGCGCGUCGCCUCUGACGCUCGACCCGAGCGCGGGCGCGGGCGUCGGCCGGCAGAUGUCGGACUCGAUCACGGCGCUCGAGGCCGCCACGGGUGAGGGCGGGGGAGAGGAGGACGGGGCGGUGAUCGAGGAGGAAGAGCUGGACGAUGCGGAGCCCGUGCCGGCGCGGCCGACGGCGCUUCGGGAGAGGAGACGCUCGAGCGAUUUGGGGAGGAGGAAGCCGAGUUUUGGCGCGAGCUUUGGGGCGUUGACGAUGUCGGCGAUCAAUCCGACGCCGAAGACGGAGGGCGCGCCGAAGGCCGUUUCGCCGCCUCCGCCGCAGAAAGCCGUUCCGCCUCGACAGCAAGACGCCGGGCAGGGAGGGACCACCGCGAGGCAGUUCAGCAGUUCGAGGGACAUCGCGGCGGAGUUGAUGGCGAACCCCAAGUUGGCCGCGUUGAGGAGCCCGACGGGGUUGCAGAUGACGCCGAUGCAGGCUGGCGGCGGUGUGGCAGGGGGUUCGCAGCAGCAACACCAACAGCAGCUACAACAAAAGAUGGCCGCGAACGUACCCCCGAUCUUGGCCGAUCCGAAGUGUAGCGGGUAUUUCCUCGAACCUAUGAAGUGGAUGGAGCCGUUCCUCGAGUCUGGCCAGCUCGCGGGCAAGAUCGUGUGCCCGAACAAGAAGUGCGGUGCGAAGCUGGGGAAUUACGAUUGGGCCGGGGUGAAGUGUAGUUGUAAGGAGUGGGUCACACCUGGAUUUUGCAUCCAUCGGUCGAAGGUGGACGAAGUCGUUUGA